CCCUAAACCAAAGCCAAACGCCAAACGCCAAAGAAAACCAACCAAAAUGCCCUUCCACCUCCCCCGCUCCAUCCUCCCCCCAAUCCCCUACCUAAUCUUCGGCAUCCUCGAACCUAUCUCCCUCCUCUCCGGCACCAUCUACCCCCACCUCUCCCCAACAUCCUUCAUAAUCUCCCAAAUCCCAACCAACCCCGACCCAACAUCCACAAUAACCCCCUCGUCCCUCUCCCUCGCGUACCAACUCUCCAACAUCUACUUCCUGCUCGCCAUCCUGGGCAUCUGUCUCCUGCAUACGACUUCCGAGCCGCGCGUUAUAAAGUACUAUUUGGGGUGUUUGGCGGUGGCGGAUGUGACGCAUAUACUGGCUGUGGGGUGGGGGAUGGGGAAGCAGAGGUUUGUGGAUUGGGGGGGCUGGAAUGCCUUGACGUGGGGGAAUGUGGGUGUUACGGGGGGGUUGUUUGUGUUUAGGGUGCUUGUGUUGGGGGGUGGGUUGGGGGGGGUGUCUGGUGGGAGGGGGAAGAAAAAAGGCAAGGGAAAAGGAAAAGGGAAGGGGAAGAAGAGGGUAUGA
Messenger RNA from Aspergillus ibericus CBS 121593, 568 nucleotides. RefSeq lists its product as uncharacterized. The coding region runs from base 47 to 568 and encodes 173 amino acids. NCBI's taxonomy places the organism in Eukaryota, Fungi, Ascomycota, Eurotiomycetes, Eurotiales, Aspergillaceae. The record is from RefSeq and is a predicted model, not a curated record. The transcript has 3 exons.